AAACUUUAGAGAUAGCUUUAGUCUCAAGGUUGGCUCUAUUCACAUCUGGUGGUAAUACAUAUUUAACGCUUAUCUGUGUUAAUAAUUCCUUAUUCGUAACGAACAACAGGAUCAUUAUCCAAUGGCAAUACUAUGAGAAUGAAUGACUUUCUGCAAGAGCAUAUUAAAUCUGUAUCUGGGACAAUUUUGGAGCUUAUUCAAGAAGGACUAUUUUCAAAUGUAACAGUUGUUGUCAAUGAUUAUGAAUUCAACUCUAACAGUCUGCUCUUGGCUAGCUCUAGUGAUUACUUCAGGGCAUUGUUCAGUUUUCAGCGAAAUUCAGUUAAAGAACCUCGUUUGGAAAUCAAAUGUGAUUACGUUUCACAUGUUGGUCUCAGACAUGUCAUGUUGUUCAUCAAUUCGAUUGGUCAAUUCCAUGAUUCUAUUCCUAUUGAAGAUUACCAAGAUGUUUAUAUUGCAUCAAGUUUUCUACAAGUUCACUGUCUUCAAAAAAUGAUGAGUUUUCGUUUAGAAGGAACUCUCUGUACAGAUAAUGUGCUCAAGAUUAUGAAUUUAGCACAUUGGUUCGAUGAUGAUCUGUUAUUGAAAAAGGCUAUAUUAUUUUUAUGGCAUGAAUUUCAACUAAUCGAUUAUUUUUCAAGUGAUUUUGUUAAUUUAACUACUAAACAAAUUACAAAAAUAUUUCAAAGUGAUCAAAUCAAUAUAUCUCAGGAACGUGUUGUCCUAGAAGCAUUAAUUGUAUGGCUUUGUCAUGAUACAAAACGUCGAAUGGAAUUUUUCAAAAAUAAUUUUCUUCAUCUUGUAAGGCUACCUUUGAUAACAAGAAAUGAAUUAAUGGAAAUUAUUAAUAAUCCAAAAUAUGCUCCAGCUAAUGAUGCUUUACAAUUUUUAUUUUUGGCAUAUCAUUCAUUAAAUCAAUCAUCAUUUUUAAAUGAAUUAGAAAAAUUUUCAAUACCAACAACUACUAUGAUUGGGAAUUGUCAAUUUUUAUUCAAUUCACUUAUAGAUUCAAAACAAUAUAGAGCAAGAAUUGGUACUGUAUAUCGUGUUUAUGGACUUGGUGGUGAAAGUGAUUUUAAUAAUAAUACUUCAGAAUCUUCUAGAUCAGAAUCUAAUGAAUUUAUGGUAUAUAAUGAAGAUUUAAGCAUUGCCACUACAUAUACACCUCCGUAUGCUGCUUCAAGAGUUCAUCAUGGUGUAGCUGCUUCUCUUAAUUGGAUCUAUGUAGUAGGUGGUGAAUCUGAAGAAGGGGAAUUAUUAAGCCAUUGUUCACGUUUUAGUUUAACAGAUCUUGUAUGGCAUACAAUGACUGAACUUGACUCGCCUAGAUCACAUCAUACAUUGAUAUGUAUUGAAAAUUAUUUAUAUGUAUUUGGUGGUUAUUGUUUAAAUUGGGCAACAAAUUAUUCACCAGCUAGUGAUUCAAUUUUAACUUAUGAUAUUUGUACAAAUCAAUGGAAUAAUUCACAUCAUAAAUUACCAUUUGGUUUAGUGGAUACAUGUGGAUUAUUAUUAACACAUAAAGGUCUUGUUAUGUUUGCUGGUGGUCUUAAAGAAUACGGUGAUGAAAUGCGUCCAUCCGAUUGUGUUUUCCUCUAUGAUCCCACCGAAGAAGAUGGUGAGAAUUUCAAAUUUCUACCGAAACUCCCAAUGCCGUUGAUUAGUGUAGCAUUAGCUUGUGAUGCUGCAGAGAAUCAAGUAUUUCUAUGCGGUGGUCGAAUGAGUGUGUACGGCUCAGAACUUGAUGAUAUUUCAAAUAAAGUAUUUUGUUUUAAAUUUAAUACAAAUUGUUGGACUCAGGUUACUGUACUAGAUUUUCCACGUUACAAUGCAUUCUCAUUUGUACUAUAUGAUAAAUUAUAUGUCAUUGGUGGUAUUACUAUUGAUGAAGUUAUUGAAAAUACACCUAGUUCAUUGUUAGCUUCAUUAAUCAAUGUAGAUUAUGAUGAUUCUACUUUAUUGGAUAGACAAACAACUACUACUACUAAUACUGAUACUGAUCAACAUAUUCCUCUUAAUUUGUUAGAACAAUUUUCAGUGGGAAAUUAUAUUCGUCCAAAUAUUUUACAAGCUCCAUUUAGACCAUGUCAUUUUGCUGAAGGUUGGCAAUUACGACCACCAUCUUCACCAGUUGUCACAGCAGCGUCCACCUCAUCAUCAUCAUCAUUAUCAACAGCAGCAUCAACAUCAACAUCACAUCGUUUGUAUAGAACAUCAUCAACUCAAUCACGUCCGAAACGUUUAAAAUUAUCGCUUGCUCGUUAUGAAAAUCAUCUACCUGUUAUAUCAAGAUGUUAUGCAGUGUAUUGUAUUGCUCCUUAUUUAAAUUGUAUUAAAUAAAAUGAAACAGUAAUCAAACAAAAUGUAUAUUGAUGAUGACAAGGCUAUUUAUUGUUAAUGAACAAUGUCUACUUUAAUUUAGUCAAAUAUUUUUUUUAUUUUUUAAACUGGUAUCAAACAAAAUUACACUUACACACUUUCUUACUAUUUUCAUUCCAUGUGAUUUUUGUAGAAAUAUGUUUAUGAUUAU
Schistosoma turkestanicum is the source of this 2530-nucleotide messenger RNA. The record is from the annotation of a GenBank genome assembly. Lineage: Eukaryota; Metazoa; Platyhelminthes; Trematoda; Strigeidida; Schistosomatidae.